AUGCCGACAGCUCUCAUUACAAACGCGACAGUGCCAGAUAAAGAGCUGGGAAAAUCUGAGUAUAAUCCCACACUCAGACUGGUGAGGCUGUGGGGAGGACUGGCUCCCCAGGAAGGGUCCCAACGGUCCUCUCCUUCCCCUACCUCCGCAGUAAACGCCAACGUCUGCUUUCUCGAAUCGGAUUCUCUUAUGGCAGCAACCAAGAGGAAUCCCUUUGGCCCACGGAAGGAAGCCUCCACCUUCGCCAUGGCAACGGCAGCCGCCAUCUUGAGACAGCCGCCGAAGGGGCUCUUCUCGGGCCAGCCCGGCCUUGAGCGGACGGGAGGCGGCUCCGCCAUGGCGGCCCGCUCGAGCCUGGAGGACCUGGACCUGACGGGCGAGGAGGUGGAGCGCCUGAGCCAGCCCGGCCGGGAGGAGCUGAGCCGCCGCCACGGGGCCAAGGGCACCCGCCGCCUGGUCUACGACGUGCUCUUCCACCCGGACACCCUCCGCCUGGCCGCCCGCUCGGCCCGCUUCCGCCGCCUCGUCCAGGACACGGCCCUGGAGGCGGUCGAGAAGCACUUCUCGCCGGGCCUGGACCACGCCAACGCCGUCCCGCUCCGCGGCGUCAAGUACAAGGGCGUCCCGCAGGCCACGCUGCUCCGGACGCCGCUCCCGGGAGGCGUCCCGCCCGCCACCCCCGGAGAGGGACGCCUCCGCUUGCCCUACCCGGUGGACGAGGACGGCGGCCGGGCCACCUUCCACAAGGCCAAGGGGCAGCUGGUGGUCGUCCUGCCGGUCCUGGCGAAACCCCCGCCGGGAGCCUUCGCCAGCGGCCAGGAGGAGGAGCAGGCCGGAGCGGAGGAAGGCGAAGGCGCGGGGCCCUCGGCUUCCUCCCGAGAACCGCUAGAGGAGGAGGAGGAGGACGCCGCUGCCCUCCCAGCAGGGGACGAAGCCCGACCCACCGAGCCGGCGCCUCCGGUCCUCCACGUGGGGGCGAGCGGCGAGGCUCUUCCGGGGUGCGCCUUUCAAAGAGAUGCGGAGGCGGCAGCGGCCACGAGCCUAGACGCCUCGCCUUCCCUGCCCGGUUCCGAAGGGGGCCGUUCCCCUCCGCACCUCCCCGUGGAUCCCGCCUGGGAAAGCCCGGAGCCUCCGCCCUGUGAGCAACAGGGCGCUUCUCUAGAAGGCGAGGGGAGGGCUCGCCCGGCGCUUCCGGUCUGCGCAACCAUGAGCGGCCCCGGCGAGGCGUGUGCAGGAGGAGGAGGAGGAGGAGCGGGAGAGGAGGCCGGCCCCGAUCCCCACGCGGCCCCGGUGUGCGCGGGCGGCGACAGCCCGGAGCCCCCCGGCGGCACCCCGUGCCCUGUUGCCCAUCUUGGCCCAGAGCCGGGUCUCCCGGAUCCCGGCGAGAUCGGCUCGGGCUAUCCCGGGUCAAGCCCUGCCAGCCCCAUCGAUGGCUUCCUCGGGCAGAGCACAGACCCCACUCCGGCACCCCCGGCCCGGCCCGCCAGCCCCCGGGCGCCUGCAACGCCGGCUCUGUGUCCCCAAACCUCGGCCUCGCUUUCGCUCCCUGCGGGAGACCUCGACCCAGGGGCUCCCGGAAACUCUCCCGGCUGCCUUGCCGGCCCAGCCCCGCUCCUCUGCCCUCCUUUUCGCUGCACUCAGGAUGAAACGGCCCUGACCCUCCUUUUCGAGGUGCCUGGCAUCCUUCCCCAGAGCCUCAAAGGGCAGGUGGGCACAAAUCACUACGGAGUCAGCUUUGCCAGCCAAGAGGCGGCUUCCUACAGUUUCCUCUUGCGGACUCUUCCUGAAAAUAAACUGACCCCUCCGGAGGUGGAAGUCAGCGUGACUCCCAAUAAUGCGGUCAUCGUCCUGGCCAAGUCUCCCGAGAGCACUGGACUUUGGACCAAACUGGACUUUGGACCCAACGCGGAGAGCUUGCAGGAGAGGUGGUUUGUCACCGAAAACAAUGUGGCCAAAUUUCUGGGUCACCUCCCACGACUACCCAGCUCUGGCCAACCUGAGAUGGAGCAGUGCCCGUUGAUUGAAGUGCUGGAUGUCUCUGAAGGCAAAAGUCAGAUCAGAUUAAAGGCCCGGGAUCACAACAGCUUCCCACCUGACCAAGCAGAACCCCGAAGAGAGGAGAGGGAAGCACAUGAAAAGGGCAGCACACUCUCAGCCGAUGCAGAAAAUGGUCCCAUGCGAAGCGGAGGCUCACGUCGUGGAGCGAGGGAAACAAUGGGGAGCGUUGGCAGGGGACCAGACCAUUGUUUGGCGCUUGACCCUAUUGGUCCCAGCUCGGCAGUUCCUGAGAAACUGCAGACAUGUGAAGCGAAUGAAUCAGGACAUUCUUCAACAACCAGCAAAGACACCGUGCCCUCCGCUCAAGCCCAGUUGAACUGGAAGGAGCCUGCUCAGAUAAGCCAGGAAGAGGAUGUUCACUCAGAGUCCACCCAAAGCAAGCAAAGGUUGCCGAGCCGUCCAGCUCCCCCUGUGAUAAAGGAAACCAACAUGCAGGACGGAAGCGUAGAGUAUAUUAGCCACCAUGCGACGCGCUCUGCAGUCACUCUUCAGAAUUCUUUGUUGUAUGAACUGGACUAAUGCUUAGUGCUUCGGGCUUAAUUGCCCAUAAAGACCUCAAGUUCAGAUUCUGGGUUUCCUUUUAAGAGGAAAAAACUCAGCUCCAAGUCUUCCGUUUGCUUAAAAGUUUUGUUUUGGCGAUUCCGAGGGCUUCAGAGAAAGAUACGGGGCAGCUCAUUCAGGUCAAUCCCUUUUUUUGUUUUUCCAUUUUUGGUGCCAAAUGCAACCUCCCUGGGUCACCUAGUGUCUGCACAAGCUACAUUUCAGAUGAACUUGAUCGAUUUCAAUGUAUUCAGCUGAGACCUGGUGUUUUUCCUUCUGGGAUAAACCCAGAAGCCUAAUUCUGCAAGAAAUCUUCCACCUGAUUGUCCAAACCAGGGUCUUGCCUAAGAUUUGGUCACGUUUACAAGGCUCAUGUGGGUGAUUUUUAUGGUACAUUCAUUUAUCCUUCCAGCUCUCCACAAUGGAACAGCAAACCGCAGGCUACUCUUCUGAUGAAACAACCCUCUCCAAGGCCUCACACCUGAGGCCACCCCCUUAGGUCACACUUCAGAGAGGCUUACACCGUCAUCAUUCAUUUCAGAACGAGUUUCCGUCGCAGAAAAAGUGACCUUCCAGAAAUGGUCUAAAGGGCAGAUUCCACUUGCUGGCUAUACAAGGUGGGGCUUCACGGUCCCCAUCCCUCUGGCGGGGCUUGAUCUUUGAGGAGUCCUGCCCAUACUGCUGUAAUAUCCAGCAGAUGGACAGGAGAAAAAUUAUGACUUCUCCCUGCAUGCCAGAACUGGCCCUUUCCGCAUUUAUUUACACCAAGUUGAUUGCUGUUUGGCUGCUCUAAGAGACUGGAAAAAUCCCUGAGAACAACUUGCAGGAAACAGACUUUCUGGGAAAACCAGUCUCCCUGAAAUGAAAUCUGUUUACCCCCUACAUUAGCUAUACUUCUAAAUGCAAAUGUCAACUGCAUUUACUCAAGAUGAAGAUCUGUCGAUGUCAGUGGAACCAACUUAAAAGCAAGCAUGACUUUAAGUGCCAGCCGUGGGCUCUGCCCUGCUCAUGUGCUGCCUCUACAAACAGCUGGAUAGAACACCUGUGGGGGCGUCUUAAAAACGAAUAGUUGACACUCAAAGAGUACCCAGGCACUCUGCAAAGUCAGCCACAACAAGGAGGAACAAGCUGAAUUUUCUACGAAAAGAUGGCUAUCUUGAUCCUCUUUGUAACGGCUGCUCUCAGAGCGAAAGCUAUUUUCAAACCCAUUGAUGCAAAUGCCCUAAAUUAUAUAAUGCCACGAAUGCCAAGGACGGUACAGCAUCAAGAACGGAGCUACAUUUUAAGGCAAGAGCUGCUUUCCCAGCGCCUCCUGCGUUUCUGCACUUCCAGCCGUGCUAAUUUGCCCACUUCAAAGCAACGUCUGCUUCUCUCCAGCUCCUUGGGCACCUUUGGGAAUGCUUGCACUUCACAGGAAUUUUUUAAAAUUUAUUUUUAUUUGAAUCUAAUAAUAAUUACGCCGAUUCUUGUUUACCAAGAAGCCUCAGACUCCCCCAACGCAGCUUCCUCUUGCUGGGGAGUCAAGAGGAAGCUCUCUUUAAAGUCCCACUCGUUUGAAACAGAGGAACAGUCAACACAACUGCCCCAGCCAACGCCUACGUGAUCGGUUGGAUUCUGUCCAUUUCCUCAGAUAAAAGUUCCGCCACUGGCCGAACUCAUUCCCAGUUAAGAUAGCUUUUUAAAGCACCUGUCUACAUUCUUCAGUUCCCCCAACAUUUGAGAGCCUGGAGGCCGAAAUGGUCAGGACAGGCUCCGGGCAGUCUUUGCUCUCUUAUAAUCUUAGGCAAGUGGUAUCCAAGAAACGUCGCCCAAGAAGGGGAGGCCCAGGGAAGACAGUUCUGUUUCCAAUAUCAAUAAAGUGCUCCAGUCCCCUUGGGAAGGUUUUUUUUAGGUGAGCUUAAAACCUCAGCUUAAGGCUGGAGCACCUUCUGGCCAGCUGUGCUCUAGAAGAACACGGUGCGCAUGGUUCACUCCCGAGUGUUCUACACCGCAGGGUAGGUGUUUCAAGGGCACGGAGCCUCUAACGCAAAGGGGGGCACAGCGCCUUGUGAAGGAGAUUUCUUCCAGAACCAACUACUUUACACGGUUUGGGGUUUUAUUGCUCCGGCUCUGUCCUUUUUCCUCGCACAAUCCUAUGUUUAAAAAUUGUUCAUUAACUUGUGCUGCCUCAUCUGCGGACGGAAUGGUUUCAAUAAACAGGAGGUAAAUGGGUGCCG
Pogona vitticeps (central bearded dragon) is the source of this 4814-nucleotide messenger RNA. Lineage: Eukaryota; Metazoa; Chordata; Lepidosauria; Squamata; Agamidae. The record is from RefSeq and is a predicted model, not a curated record.